AAAUACCAGAUUAAAGGGCAUGUUGUUUUGCCCACAUGUGAAUUCAGUUUAUUUUGUUUAAAUUUAAAGCAUUGUAAAGCUAAUAACAUGUUGAGGGUAACCCAGACCAAAAACAGCCUGCUCGAUGGAGCCACCAUAGCGGAGGAGCUCUAUACAAGUCCAAAGGAAGGCGAGGAUUUCUUUGAAAGUCUGGAGAAGCCGGCAAAGGAACCCACAAAACUUGAGCCCAGGAACACCUUCAUUCGGCCGGGAGUUUUAACCACUGUGAGAGGUUCCGCAUACAUGGAGUAUGGAAACACCAAGGUACUAGCCAUUGUGGCCCCGCCAAAAGAGCUAAUCCGCGCCAGCGCUCGCCGGAUGAACAUGGGCGUGCUCAACUGCUAUGUGAAUUUUGCGGCCUUCGCCACCGGGGAUCUGGAAUCAGUGCCAGAACGGGAACGCCACCUGAGCAGCAUGUUGACCAAGGCCAUGGAGCCGGUUGUUUGCCGAACGGAGUUCCUCAACUUCCAACUGGACAUUCGGGUGCUUAUUCUCGACGACGAUGGCUGCUUGCUCAGCACGGCCAUCAACUGCUGUGGUGUUGCUCUGGUGGAGUGCGGAAUUUCCACCUACGAUUUGAUUACGGCCUCCACGGCUUGUAUCUUUCGGGAACACGUUUUUCUCAAUCCCAGCGCAAAGGUGGAAGAACUGCUGUGGAAGCAUCGCGGCAGCAGCGGCACCAGUAGCAAAUCCGAAACCUCCUCGUCUAUCGAAGAACACGGUCUGAUCAUCACCGCGAGCAUGGACACCUUUGAACAGAUUGCCCAGUGCCAACAGUGCGGAUAUCUAAGUCCUGCUACAUAUGUCAAAUUGCUGGACUACACGCUGGCCAUCAACAAGUCGCUGCGGCAGCUGGUCAAAAGUGUCCUCAACAAGCGGGUUAAGGAGCAACACGAACUGGAUCUGCGAGAGAAGGCCGAAAGCGCACUGGAGGAUCAACGGUUGGCGGAAAUUAUCGAAAGACUAAAAUCGCAGGGAGUGGAUGAGUUUAUACAGUCAAACAUCAAGGAAGAUCCUUAUGUUAAAAGGCAAUAGUCAAUAAAAUGUAGAUUAUGUUUAAACAUA
Molecule: messenger RNA, 1104 nt
Organism: Drosophila ficusphila
Lineage: Eukaryota; Metazoa; Arthropoda; Insecta; Diptera; Drosophilidae
Gene: Mtr3
Product: exosome complex component MTR3
Exons: 2
Coding region: 88-1074 (328 amino acids)
Biological process (GO): poly(A)-dependent snoRNA 3'-end processing; rRNA catabolic process; U4 snRNA 3'-end processing
Cellular component (GO): cytoplasmic exosome (RNase complex); nuclear exosome (RNase complex); nucleolus
Source: RefSeq, a predicted model, not a curated record